Babjeviella inositovora NRRL Y-12698 is the source of this 855-nucleotide messenger RNA. RefSeq lists its product as uncharacterized. Lineage: Eukaryota; Fungi; Ascomycota; Pichiomycetes; Serinales. The record is from RefSeq and is a predicted model, not a curated record. The transcript is spliced from 2 exons. Bases 1 to 855 code for a protein of 284 amino acids. Gene Ontology annotation, molecular function: 6-phosphogluconolactonase activity. Gene Ontology annotation, biological process: carbohydrate metabolic process; pentose-phosphate shunt.
AUGACCACCACUGUUCCAUUAAUUUACGCGUUCCCGGAGUUCCACGGGGUGGCGGAAGCCGUGGCAGACCACAUUGUGGCCGCGCAGAAUAUGACAUUGUAUAAUAACUUGGCCAAAUCAAGCAGUGCCGCAAGCCUCGGAGCCACCGCGCGUAAGGAGAGAAAGCAGCGCGAGACGCGGUUCAAGGUUGCGAUUUCCGGGGGCUCGCUCAUCAAGAUCCUUCGUGAGGGUUUGCUUGACCGUGAGGACAUUGAGUGGGCCAAGUGGGAUAUUUACUUUGCGGACGAGCGGUUGGUGCCGUUUUCCUCGCCCGAGUCCAACUAUGGCCAGGCGAAGCGCGAGAUCUUUGACCGCAUCACCGCCGAAGCCAAGCCUAACAUCUACCAUAUUGACGAGGCGCUCCUCGAUGACCCGGAUGAGUGCGCGGAUGCUUAUGAAAAGUGUCUCAUCGACAAUUUUGCGCGGAAGGACUCCGUCAAGUUGCCCAUGUUCGAUCUCUUGUUAUUGGGCUGUGCGCCCGACGGCCAUGUCGCAUCGUUGUUUCCGCAGCACCCGACGUUGCGCGAGCAGCACGCGUGGUGCGUGGCGGUAACCGAGGCCCCAAAGCCGCCGGCUAACAGAAUCACGUUGACCAUCCCCGUCUUGUGCCACGCUCACCGGGUGACAUUUGUGGUAGAAGGUGCGACAAAGGCCCCAAUUAUCAAGACUAUCAUGGAGAGACCAGAAAAGGGCUUACCGAGCAGUAUUGUCAACGAUGGAGCUGCCGGGAGAGUUACAUGGUUUGUUGAUGAUCUGGCGUUGACUGAUGUGUUUGUGACGAAGAAGAAGUAUAAAUUUUUAAUCAGCGAGAGCUAG